UAGGGUUUGUAUCAGCCUAAACCUUUCAACCCGAUCUGAUAUCAGCCUAAAAAUACUUUUCCACCCAUCUCAUAUCAGCCUCCAUCUCUCAACCCGAUCUUAACCCUCUCCCUCCAUCUCCAAUCGAUCACAACCCUCACCCUCCAUCUCCAAUCGAUCUCAACCCUCACCCUCCAUCUCUCUGAUCUCAAGCUAGCCCUCACCCUCCACUUCCAAACCUUUCAUCUCGGACCUCUUAACCGUUCAAAUCUUCAGUUCAUUCGCAGAGAAGGAGAGAGAGAGCGAUUGGUUUGGUAACGAAGAGAAAGAGAGGGAAGCUAAGAGAGAUCAUUUCGGCAAUUUCUGGAGGGAUUACUGAUCUAUCUUUUCAUGCUGUUGGCUACACAUGGCAGCUUAUUAAUUGCUUCUUAACUGCAUCAUAUUCUGUACUUGGAUCACAACCAGUUGACAGGGAGAAUUGACGUAGACUUCUAGAAACACCCUUUCUUGAAAGAAUUUUGUUAGACGCAGGAAUGGGUAAGAAACGCCGAUUGCCAGUUGUAGAAGUCGGCGAAGGACCCUCGAGUUCACGACAGAGAGGGGAGGAGCUGCAAGCCGCCCAUACUAGUGAUGCUGGGUCACAACCCACAGGAAAGGAGAGGGACCAUCCAUUGACAAUUGUGCAAGUUGGCCAAGGUUCAUCACGCUCACGAGACAUCAUGCAGGAGGAGUUAAGGGCCGCCUAUGAUGCUGAGCACGCAAGAUGGGAGGAAGGAGAUGAUUAUGAUGAUGAUGAGACACAGCCGCCUUCUGCAGACGAUUUGGUCCAAGAAACCGCACCAUCCAAUGAUGGGCGUGCAGAAGAUUCAGUUCGGGAAUCCCCAAUAUCCAAUAAUAUAAAUAAAAAACGUGGAAUAACGCUAAUGCAGCGUAUAUGGGCUCUUCCACCGAACAAGAAACUUGUAUGUGGGUUAAAUGGGAGCAAGCAACUGGUUGGGGAAAGCGGGCAAACAUUCAAAAGGUGGUUGGGCACCUUAUGCAUUUGCCGCAACUAUUGCCCACUUAUGCCUGCUACUUGGACGCAUGUCGACCGUAAAUGCAAAGAAGACGCUUGGGUAGAGAUAGAGAAAAAAUGGAUCAUUGACCCAGAGAUUAUUAGCCCAGCUAAUCAAAUGAACUGGGCAAUGCACUUAUUAGGAGAGUUGAGAAGGAACCGAAGAAGUAAGUUAAAAAAAAAAUGCUACCCAAAAGAUGCGUUAAAAGAAGAUGUUUAUAAAAACAAACCAUCUUGGGCUGACGAGCAGGACUACCGCGCACUAGUUGACUAUUGGUUUGAUUCUAAAACGAAGGUUGCGCUAUUUUCUUGCUCUAUACCGAGUACAGUGUUUUAACUGAUUUGUUUGUUUUAAUUUGUUGGCGGGAAUGUGUAAAGGAAUUAGUGGAUACGAACAAGAGAAGUCGUUCAUUUCAGACGGAUAUAGCGAGGACAGGGCCUAUAAGUUUUGCACAAACUGCUGACAAUAUGGUAA
Molecule: messenger RNA, 1508 nt
Organism: Quercus robur (English oak)
Lineage: Eukaryota; Viridiplantae; Streptophyta; Magnoliopsida; Fagales; Fagaceae
Exons: 7
Coding region: 513-1370 (285 amino acids)
Source: RefSeq, a predicted model, not a curated record